This is a messenger RNA of Varanus komodoensis (Komodo dragon), 2157 nucleotides long. RefSeq names its product spermine oxidase (gene SMOX). The record is from RefSeq and is a predicted model, not a curated record. Gene Ontology annotation, molecular function: polyamine oxidase activity. NCBI's taxonomy places the organism in Eukaryota, Metazoa, Chordata, Lepidosauria, Squamata, Varanidae. Bases 144 to 1754 code for a protein of 536 amino acids. The transcript has 6 exons.
AGAGAUUGGGAAGGGUCUUAAAGGAAAGUGGGGAAAGAGCAGAGAGAGAGAGAGCAAGGAGAAGGGGAGACUCGCCGGCCGAAUGCUGUGACCCCAACUGUGCUUUUCCUCUGCAGGUUCCUUAGAAAGAGAGUUUGGACGGCAUGCAAAGUAGUGAAAUAUCUGCAGAGAGCACUGAUGAUCCUCUUAGUAGUGGCCUCCCGGAAAAACGACAGCCGCGAAUAGUAGUUAUCGGUGCCGGGCUUGCAGGCCUCUCGGCGACAAAAACUCUUCUGGAAGGUGGUUUCACGGAUGUGACUGUCCUCGAAGCAUCUGACCGGAUUGGAGGCAGAGUACAAAGCGUGAAACUCGAAAACGCGACUUUUGAACUGGGAGCUACGUGGAUCCACGGUUCCAAUGGAAACCCAGUCUAUCAUCUAGCAAAAGAUAAUGGCCUACUUGAAGCUACGACAGACGACGAGAGAAGCGUGGGCCGUAUCAGCCUCUACUCCAAGAAUGGGGUGGCUUAUCACCUCACAAACAAAGGUCAAAGGAUCCCGAAAGAUGUGGUUGAAGAAUUCAGUGAUUUAUACAACGAGGUCUAUAACCUGACUCAGGAGUUCUUCCAGCGGGGUAAACCAGUCAAUGCCGAGAGCAAGAAUAGCGUGGGAGUCUUCACGCGAGAUGUCGUGCGCAAGCGCAUCAAAGCUGAUCCGGAUGACUCGGAGGCGGUCAGGAGACUGAAGCUCGCCAUGAUUCAGCAGUACCUUAAGGUGGAAAGUUGUGAGAGCAGUUCCCACAGCAUGGAUGAGGUCUCACUCAGUGAAUUUGGAGAGUGGACGGAAAUCCCCGGGGCCCAUCACAUCAUCCCGUGUGGCUUCGUGAAGAUCAUAGAGCUCCUGUCCUGCUCCAUCCCGGAGUCGGUCGUUCAGCUGAACAAGCCAGUCAAGUGCAUCCACUGGAACCAGCCCAUCAGCACGGAGAUCGAGCGCGUGGCGGACCACAACAGUGACCGCAAGGGAGGAGAAGACGUGGGCUCCCACGUCCUCGUGGAGUGCGAGGACUGCGAGUUCAUUUUGGCCGACCACGUCAUCGUGACGGUGUCCUUGGGAGUCCUGAAGAAGCAUCACGAGAACCUGUUCCAUCCCCAGCUGCCAGAGGAGAAGGUCCUGGCCAUUCAGAAGCUGGGCAUCAGCACCACGGACAAGAUCUUCCUGGUGUUCGAGGAGCCCUUCUGGAGCCCCGAGUGCAACAGCAUCCAGUUUGUCUGGGAAGAUGAGGCAGAGGCAGAGAGCCUCACCUAUCCGGAGGAGCUGUGGUACAAGAAGAUCUGCAGCUUCGACGUCCUCUACCCGCCGGAGCGCUACGGCCACGUCCUGAGUGGCUGGAUCUGUGGGGAAGAGGCCCUGAUCAUGGAGAAGUGUGAUGACGAGACUGUGGCGGAGACCUGCACGGAGAUGCUGCGGAAGUUCACAGGGAAUCCAGACAUUCCAAAACCUCGGCGGAUCCUCCGAUCCUCGUGGGGCAGUAAUCCGUAUUUCCGUGGCUCCUAUUCCUACACUCAAGUUGGGUCGAGUGGAGCGGAUGUGGAGACCCUUGCGAAGCCCCUGCCUUAUUCGGAGAGCUCCAAGACGGUUCCUAUGCAGGUGAUGUUUUCAGGUGAGGCCACCCACCGGAAGUACUAUUCCACAACCCAUGGUGCUUUGCUUUCUGGCCAGAGAGAGGCGGCUCACCUGAUCGAAAUGUACCAAGACGUCUUGCAGGGCAGGAACUGAGAGGGCUGUCCGAAGAACCACUGACUCGUGAUUCCUUUUACACUUGUGUGUUUAAACAAGUCUGCCUUCCUUCCUUGCUUCCUUCCUUGCUUCCUUCCUUCCUUCCUUCCUUCCUUCCUUCCUUCCUUCCUUCCUUCCUUCUUUAAAAUGAGUAAUCAAAACAUUUUUAUCUUUUAUAUCAAAGUCUUAACCAUUUUAACUCUUAGUUGGUCAACUGUGGUUUCUUUUUCAUGUACUGUAUUGUUGGCAGGAAAGGAGGACCUUUCCCUCCUUGGGUGGAGGUUCUGUUGCUUUUGUGUACUUUGAUUUCUGACUGCAUCUUGGGGGCUGCUUUUCUUUCUUUCCACCCCCUCCCCCGUAUUGUAAGUGCCUUCUAUAUUUCAAUAAAUGUUGUAAUAACCAC